Molecule: messenger RNA, 942 nt
Organism: Tupaia belangeri chinensis (Chinese tree shrew)
Lineage: Eukaryota; Metazoa; Chordata; Mammalia; Scandentia; Tupaiidae
Product: olfactory receptor-like protein OLF1
Exons: 1
Coding region: 1-942 (313 amino acids)
Biological process (GO): G protein-coupled receptor signaling pathway
Cellular component (GO): membrane
Molecular function (GO): G protein-coupled receptor activity; olfactory receptor activity
Source: RefSeq, a predicted model, not a curated record
AUGGAAUUGACAGAAGGAAACUACACCUUGGUGACAGAAUUUAUUCUAUUAGGGUUUCCAACUCGCCCUGAACUGCAGAUUGUGCUAUUUCUCUUGUUUCUGACAUUGUAUGGUAUAAUUUUAAUGGGCAACAUUGGGUUGAUGAUAUUGAUUAGAAUUGAUUCGCACCUCCAAACACCCAUGUACUUUUUUCUUAGUAACCUAUCCUUUGUAGACCUUUGUUUUUCCUCAGCCAUUGUUCCAAAAAUGCUGAUUAAUUUUCUCACAGAGAAAAAAUCUAUUUCCUAUUAUGGCUGUGCCCUGCAGUUUUAUUUUUCCUGUGCCUUUGCAGAUACAGAAUCCUUUAUCUUGGCGGCCAUGGCGUAUGAUCGCUAUGUCGCCAUCUGUAACCCUUUACUGUAUUCAGUUGUGAUGUCUCGGGGCAUCUGUGUGUGGCUGAUAGCCUUGUCAUAUGUUGGAGGCAAUGCGAGUUCCCUGGUUCACACAUCCUUUGCCUUUAUUUUGAAAUAUUGUGACAAGAAUGUUAUUAAUCAUUUUUUCUGUGAUCUCCCUCCUCUGCUUAAGCUAUCCUGCACAGACACUUCAGUUAAUGAGUGGCUCCUCUCCACAUAUGAAAGCUCAGUGGAGAUUAUCUGUUUUAUCAUCAUCAUUGUCUCAUACUCUUUUAUCCUUGUCUCAGUCUUAAAGAUCCGCUCUACCAGUGGGAGGAAGAAAACCUUCUCUACAUGUGCUUCUCACCUGACUUCUGUGGCUAUCUAUGAGGGGACUCUUCUCUUCAUUUAUUCACGGCCCAGCUCCCUGUAUUCUCCCAACAUUGACAAGAUUAUCUCAGUGUUCUACACCAUUGUCAUCCCAGUGCUGAAUCCAUUAAUUUAUAGUUUGAGAAAUAAAUAUGUAAAAGAUGCAGCUAAGAAAGCUUUAAGAUCGGGAACCAGCAGUUAG